This is a messenger RNA of Populus euphratica (Euphrates poplar), 987 nucleotides long. RefSeq names its product UPF0548 protein At2g17695-like. The transcript has 6 exons. Lineage: Eukaryota; Viridiplantae; Streptophyta; Magnoliopsida; Malpighiales; Salicaceae. The record is from RefSeq and is a predicted model, not a curated record. The coding region runs from base 185 to 817 and encodes 210 amino acids.
AGACAAGUCGUUGUAGGCUUCACUGACCUUCGCAGCUGCAAUCUCUCUCCCCUCUUCCAUCUCACUCUCUUCCAAUUCUCUGAACCAUAAACUUCAGACUCUUUAUCACGCAGAGCUGAGAAUUGAAGGCACAAUUCCAAACCUUUCUUCACUAUAAAAGGACUUCAUAUUUUUUUGAGUAGCAAUGGUUUUCUUGUGCUGGGCUAAGCCAUCACUUCAAGAACAGAAGGAUUGUCUAAACAAGUCAGAUGGAUUUAAUUAUGACUCUAAGUACAGGGGAGCUACUUCCAAACAUGCGUCUUCUCUCAAUGAGCUUUCAAAAGAUGGUUUCUUGAUUAACCAUGCUCGUGUUUUAGUUGGUUCUGGUGUUGAAACUUAUGAAAAGGGCAAGUUGGCUCUUGAAAAUUGGAGGCAUUUUGGGUUUGACUGGGGAUUUGUUGAUUCGAAGACUCCGAUUCGAAGUGGAGUGAAGUUUUGUGUAUGUGUAAAGGAGUUUUUGCCUUGGGUUAUGAUGCCUCUUCAGAUUGUUUAUGUAAAUGAAAGCAGGAGUUCCAAGAAGGAUAUGGCUUCGUUUUGUUUCGGUGGCGGUACCCUUCAAGGUCACUUGCUGGCCAUUACUAACAUUUUACUGGGGAACAGGCUGGGGAAGAGCGGUUUUCAAAUGGAUGCGAAGAACCAAGUGUGGUACGAGGUCCUUUCCUUCUCAAAGCCUGCCCACUUUCUGUCAUUUAUCGGGUACCCAUAUGUUCAACUGAGGCAAAAGUUUUUUGCUCAUCAGUCUAGCAAUGCUGUUGUAAAACAUGUGUCUGGUUCAUAAUCCUAUUCUUUUUUAAACUUGAAUUCCAGCACUGAGUAAUUGUCAUCAGCUCAUAACUGUUCUGUUCUAGCGAACAUACUGCUGAAGUGUUGGUUUGACAUUGCUGUGGAAGGUCCUUUUCCUUCCACACAAUGAAGGGAAGAUCAUAUAAUCCAAUUUUUACUUAAAAA